AUGUCGGAUGCCACGGACCCCACAGAUGCCGCGACAACAGAGGAUUUUCUCAACAUUGCGCCCGAAACUAUGGAAGAGCUCCUGGCAACAAUCGUCUCACGACUGGAGCCCAUAAGCGCGAAGUGCCUGCGGGCUGUCCGUGCACAUCGGGCGCUAAGGUGCUUUGCCCAAGCGCUGCGAUCACCGAUUCCUGGCAUGGCGGAUGCAUCUUUCGAAACCACUGAAAUCGAUGAGUUUUGGAGUCAUAGCUGGCACGGCCGGAAGUGGAACAAAGCCUUGACGGCCAUGUACCUGAAGAACGGCAUGCUGGCAACUGCAGUGGCGACCUUUGUAAACGUUCUCUUGGCAGUCCUCGUGGGUGCUGAGAUUUUGCCGCCACGAUUUCAGGAGCAGCCUAUGUAUCCGUAUACCUCGUGGUGGUGCAGCGUCACCGGCUCCUUGCUAUACUGCAUUGUGUUUAUCUUCUGGCAACCGCGGCAAAAAGUCUUUGUGGAUGUGAUGUGCAUCAACCAGGAGAACGAGCAGGAAAAGUGUCAGGCGAUUCUGAGUAUGGGGGCUUUCCUGAAGUGCUCGGAGAAGCUGCUGGUAUUGUGGGAUACGACCUAUUGCCAUAGACUCUGGUGUGUCUUUGAAUUGGCGGGCUAUCUGCAUAGCCGCGGUACCACAAGGAAGCCAAAUCUUGAGAUCCGUCCGACAAUCCUGGGCCCGUGCUUGGUCUCAUUGCCGAUUGCGCUCUCUUGCGUCGUGGUGCUUCUGCCAUUCAUCCCAUGGGCUAUUUUCGAGGAGUCUGGCAUGGAAUUUCCCGUUGCUUACAUCUUGUGGCCGACGUUCGGAGCAUGUGCCUUCGUUUUCUUCUACUUCAGCGUUGUGACGCUCCGUGCCUACUUCCGCUCUGUCAGCGAGAUCGAGACAAUAGUGCACCAGUUCUCCGUGAAGGACACCUUGUGCUAUUGCUGCAGCAAUGACCACAUCGCGCCUGACGGUUCGGCGAUGGCCUGCGAUCGGAAGAUCGUGUUUAAGUGCAUCACUACUUGGUUCGGCAGUCUCAGCAACUUCGAGACCCGAGUUCGGGAGCAGGUUGCGAGAUGCUUAGAUGCACAGUUGACGCGAGAGGUCUUUACCUACAGGCAAUGUGCGGCAUCAGCAAUGCCUGUGCUUUGGCACUUUAUGGACUCGGCAUCAACUAUUGGCCAUGGUGCUGACCAUUAUGGCGAAAGCAGGCGGAUUUUCGCCGUUGUCAGAGAGUUUGUCCGUGGCAUCGGCUGGUCGUGCGGCGUGCUCCCAACGCUUUUCUUCGUGGCCGUCAGGCUUGCAGAAAGGUUGCAACGCCGACGGGGCAGCAGGCUCGGAGAGAUCUUGAUCAACUGCUGCAUUCUCGGAGCUGUGUGCCUGAUUAUGCUCGGGGCUUUGGUCUUUGAGAUCGCUUGUUGGAAUCUGCACCUCCUUGAUAUGGAACACAGCGGGCCCUAUGAGCUAUUUCCUGGGACUGCCGUAUUUUCUCUGUCCACGGUGUCACUUGCCGUGCUUCUCUUCUCCUGCAGGCGAUGUGUUGGCCUUCCGCAUCAGUUGCAGAAGCCAUCCGAGCCUGAGAAUGGUCACGAACUUGUGUGCCGUAGAACAAUAACUGCGCUCUAA
This is a messenger RNA of Symbiodinium sp. CCMP2592, 1635 nucleotides long. The record is from the annotation of a GenBank genome assembly. Lineage: Eukaryota; Dinophyceae; Suessiales; Symbiodiniaceae.